UCGCGUCCCGGAAGAGCCGCCGGAGCUGCGCGAAGUGGGGCGGUGCGCGGCCCGGCGCCCGUCGGGAGCGCGGGCCCGGCCGAGCCGCUCCUCGCGUCGCGCGUUUCGCACUCGCGCGAGGCCGGCCCUCCGGAGCCUGCGCGCCCCCGCGGCCGGCGGCGUCUGCUGCGGCGGCCCCGCGUGCGCGCCCCGCCCCCGCCCCCGCCGGCCUGCUCGCGCUCCGGGCCGGCGGCAUGCCGCCGCCGCCGCCGCCGCCGCCAGGUCGGAGCUCCCCGUGGCCCUGCGCCUCGGGAGCAGCGCCCCCCGAGUGACUUCUGACGCUGCGCGCUCGCCCUUACCUAGAUUCAAGAUGAAUAGUGAUCAAAUUGCACUGGUUGGUCAAGUGUUUGAGUCAUAUGUUUCAGAAUACCAUAAGAACGAGAUUCUCCUAAUCCUGAAGGAAGGAGAUGAAGAUGCUCAUUACCCAGUUGUGGUUAAUGCCAUGACCCUUUUUGAGACCAACAUGGAAAUUGGGGAGUAUUUCAAUGCCUUCCCCAAUGAAGUACUAACUGUGUUUGAUAAUUCACUAAGAAGAUCAGCCAUGACAAUUCUCGAGUCCCUUUCUCAGCCCGAGGGUGUCUCCAUGAAGCAGAAUCUUCAUGCCAGGAUAUCAGGUUUGCCAGUUUGUCCUGAGCUGGUGAGGGAGCACAUCCCUAAAACGAAGGAUGUGGGACACUUUCUAUCUGUCACUGGGACAGUGAUUCGAACAAGUCUGGUGAAGAUCCUGGAGUUUGAGCGGGAUUACAUGUGUAACAAAUGCAAGCAUGUAUUUGCGGUCAAGGCUGACUUUGAGCAGUAUUAUACCUUCUGCCGCCCCUCUGCAUGUCCCAGCUUGGAGAGCUGUGAUUCUUCAAAAUUCACUUGCCUCUCAGACUUGUCUUCAUCUCCAACUAAGUGUAGAGAUUAUCAGGAAAUCAAAAUUCAGGAACAGGUUCAGAGGCUAUCUGUUGGAAGUAUUCCACGAUCCAUGAAGGUUAUCCUAGAAGAUGACUUAGUAGACACUUGCAAAUCUGGUGAUGACCUCACUAUUUAUGGGGUGGUAAUGCAACGCUGGAAGCCCUUUCAGCGAGACGUGCGCUGUGAAGUGGAGAUAGUCCUGAAAGCCAAUUAUGUCCAAGUAAAUAAUGAGCAGUCUGCAGGGAUCGUCAUGGAUGAGGAGGUCCGGAAGGAAUUUGAAGAUUUUUGGGAACACUAUAAGAGUGAUCCCUUUGCAGGAAGGAAUGAAAUACUGGCCAGUUUAUGCCCUCAAGUUUUUGGGAUGUAUCUAGUAAAGCUUGCUGUGGCCAUGGUACUGGCUGGUGGGAUUCAAAGGACUGAUGCUACAGGAACACGAGUCAGAGGUGAAUCUCAUCUUUUAUUGGUUGGGGAUCCUGGCACAGGGAAAUCUCAAUUCCUCAAAUAUGCAGCAAAGAUUACACCCAGAUCGGUGCUCACCACAGGAAUUGGAUCUACUAGCGCAGGUCUGACGGUAACUGCUGUAAAAGACUCCGGAGAAUGGAAUUUGGAGGCCGGGGCAUUAGUGCUUGCAGAUGCGGGCCUUUGCUGUAUCGAUGAGUUUAAUAGCCUCAAAGAGCAUGAUAGAACCAGUAUCCACGAAGCAAUGGAGCAACAAACCAUAAGUGUUGCUAAGGCUGGCCUCGUGUGCAAGCUGAACACAAGGACCACCAUCCUGGCAGCAACUAACCCGAAAGGCCAGUACGACCCGCAGGAGUCCGUGUCUGUGAACAUCGCCCUUGGCAGCCCACUCUUAAGCCGAUUUGACUUAAUCCUGGUUUUGCUUGAUACCAAGAAUGAAGACUGGGAUCGUAUAAUUUCCUCUUUUAUCUUAGAAAACAAAGGUUACCCAAGCAAAUCCGAGAAGCUGUGGAGCAUGGAAAAGAUGAAAACCUACUUCAGCCUCAUUAGGACCCUUCAGCCCUCGCUGUCUGACGUGGGCAAUCAGGUCCUCCUUCGGUACUACCAGAUGCAGAGGCAGAGCGACUCCCGGAACGCUGCCCGGACCACCAUCCGCCUGCUGGAGAGCUUGAUACGAUUAGCAGAAGCUCAUGCUCGCCUUAUGUUUCGUGACACAGUGACUCUGGAAGACGCUAUUACAGUGGUGUCAGUAAUGGAGUCCUCAAUGCAGGGAGGCGCACUGCUGGGAGGUGUGAACGCACUCCACACUUCCUUUCCUGACAACCCUCUGGAGCAGUACCGGAGGCAGUGUGAACUCAUCCUGGAAAAGCUGGAGCUGCACGACCUCCUGAGCGAAGAGCUAAGAAGACUUGAAAGGCUGCAGGAUCAGAGUGUGUCCCAGUCCCAGCCGAGGACAGCAGAGGCGGAGACUACUCCAGGGUCCUGGGAACAUAACCCCGGGGGAGAGCCCACAUUCAGAACGUCAACACAGCAGGAAGCGAAUCGUGGUGUCCCUUCCUCCCCCACCGGAGGCAGUCCCGGGGGAAGCCCACCUCUUGACCCCGCGCCCCACCCGGGGCCUACCAGGUCAGCACGGAGAGAAGAUCCAGCCCAGCACGACAGCAGAGAUGCCGGUUUGGAUUGGUUCGACUCCCUGACAACUCAUCAGAUUGAACGGAAAAACACUGUUUCUGUGUCUCCUGGUCCCAGAACAGCUGAGGGGAGAGUGGCUUUGAAAAACUCCAGCAGCACAUCUCAGGGCAGGGAAGGGAGUGAGCCAGGCCAAAGGAGCCAACUGGAAAUUGGACUGCGUCCAGCACCGGCAGAGACAGGAGCUCCAUUGAGGCCGGAGAGAGUUGAGGGUGAAAAGGGAAAAAAGGCAGCGAGAACUGCUGAGGAGCCGGGCUCCAUGCUGACUCAUCACGUCCCCCGGAAGCUGCACCGGCUGCGCAGGGAGAGGGCCCAGGAGCUGUAUGCGCCUCCACAGCCCACAAGCCCUCCUCAUCCUCCCUCCGUCCCAGUACGGGGCCCAGACAGGAAGCGGCAGAAGGCCCUCCCUCGGGUGGAAGAGCCUGAACCUGAAAGUGGUGAGAGUUCGGGCGCCCCUGUGGCCAGACUAGCAAAAUUUACUUUCAAACACAAGUCAAAGCUGAUCCACUCCCCUGAGGACCACGGCCCUGUGUCUCCUGGCAGAACUGACAUAGCGGUUCGGAGUUCAAAAACCUCCCAGCGUGGAUCGAGAGGAGCAGCAGUGCUGUCGGUGAAGCGUCCAGAAGCGUUGACCUCUGCCUCUGCCUCUGCCUCUGCCUCUGCCUCUGCCUCUGCCUCUGCCUCGGGAAGCGGAGGCUCAGCUCUGCUGCAGGAGAGGGUGCCGGGGGCGUCACAGCCGUCAUCAGGGGAAGACGGAUCAGGAGCGGAGAGGGCACGUGGCCCUGGAGAGAGAGAGACUCGGCCUGAAUUUGAGCUCAGGAACCAGACUGGGCAUUUGCAUCUCACUGGUGAGAGAGAUAGAAAGGAAGGGCUUCCGUGCAGCAAUAGAAGCAGCAAGGUUCAUGCUUGCACGUUAGCCAAGUUGGCCAACUUCUCCUUCACUUCCUCCCCUGAAUCCAAAUCAGCGUCCCUGCCUCCUCCCGAGAGUCAGAACUCGGGCGAGAGAGGCCCAAGCCCACCUCCCUCCACCGUAGCUACAAUGCUUGGCAGGAAAAGGAAAACUUUCCAGUUGGAGGGGUCCCCCGAGAAACCCAGUCUUUCCAAAAAGUCUCUCUUUACUUUACCAGAACUAGAGGAUGAAGCAUUGGAUUUUGAUUGGGAUGAAGAAAUGAGAAAAAAGCCGUAAUCAUGAAAAGCUUGCUGGUCAAAUUUCAUCUUUCCCAACUCGACACAGCACCGUUGGGAUACCUUCACGCUAUUUAUAUAUGUACAGACUACUGGCCAUAUUGAGUGCCAUUCUAAAUACCAGCUCCCCACGCACAUUUUGUCAUUUCAGGUUUAUCUUCAUGAUUCAUCAAGUUGUUUAAUCAUUCUAGGUCUAUGUGGCACCAGCCCUUGGAUCAAAUUGAUUGACAUUGUGCGCCAUUUUGCAGAAUGGAAUACUCGCAUUCCCAAA
Molecule: messenger RNA, 4039 nt
Organism: Pipistrellus kuhlii (Kuhl's pipistrelle)
Lineage: Eukaryota; Metazoa; Chordata; Mammalia; Chiroptera; Vespertilionidae
Gene: MCM9
Product: minichromosome maintenance 9 homologous recombination repair factor
Exons: 13
Coding region: 350-3769 (1139 amino acids)
Biological process (GO): double-strand break repair via homologous recombination
Cellular component (GO): nucleus; MCM complex
Molecular function (GO): ATP hydrolysis activity; single-stranded DNA binding; single-stranded DNA helicase activity
Source: RefSeq, a predicted model, not a curated record